AUCAAACACUACAGCUCACGACAGGUAGUGACGGGAACCAUGGUUGGCAAGCUCAAUUACUCAAAGUGGGACAACCUGGAGCUGUCGGAUGACAGCGACAUCGAGGUUCACCCGAAUGUCGAUAAAAAGUCCUUUGUGCGAUGGAAGCAGCGCGACAUUCACGAGAAGCGAGAGGUGCGCAAGGCCGAACUUGAUGGGUUCAAGAGGGAAAAGGACCUUAAUGAGGAGCUGGCGCCCAGACUUGACGAGAUCUUGGAAGGAGCACGAAAAGAAGGAAGCUCGUACUACUCGCGAGAGGUUUCUAGAUUGACGGCCGACAGAGCCUCGCGAGGCAACAAGGAUGGACCCAAUGGACCGACAACAAAUGACAUGAUCCUCUCCCUUCUUCUGCAAAUCAACGACGAGCCUAGCGUCAAGGGCAAAUCAUCGUCGGAUCUCGAUGAGGCUCUCGUUGCCAAGCUUCAAGAGCACAAAAGGAAGCUCGCCGAACGGCAGACUGAGGUAGCGAGCAAAAUUUCAGAGAUGGAGGAAGAGGACCGAAGAAAGAUCACGAGCGACUCGUUGAGGGAAGGAUGGAGCGGAGGCCACGUCACCAAAGCCGAAUCAGAGCCAGCGCUAGCAUCCAAGCCGGCUGCGACAGCCAACAAGGGCAAGGGAAAGAUGACGGAACAGAAGAUCGAGACAUUGAAUGCGUCUAGUCUCUCUCCCGACUCGGAUGCAGAGGAUGAUGACGACGAUGAGAGCGUUCCCACCAUGACGCCUUCGAUGCGUGAUUUUCUGUCUUUACCUCCCGUCAUUCCCUCGUCGCUGCCCCUCUCGCUCUCGAGCCUCCCCGCCAACUUCAACCCGUCGCGCGAUGUCAAGAAUGAGCCAUUCGAGCAGGCGCUCCAAUUUCUUUCCAAGAACAAAUCUCUAUUGCGCGAAGACAGCGGCACGACGGACGCGCUCCUCGUCGAGGCCUUUCAAGCGGCGAUGCGCUCCGACGCCAAGCGGGCACGGAGCUGUGUUGAAAAGGGCCUGCUGGUGCAAUAUUGCAACAAACUUGGAAAGGACGGCGUCAGUCUGUUUUUCAGGCGGAUGACGAGCACAGACGGCAAAGCCGCUGUGGUGUUCUUCAAUGAUGUCCUCUCUACGCACGCGCGCAUCAUGGAGCGAUCAAAGGUUCUGUUGGCCGAGCAAAACCAGCAGCCUUCCUCUGGAGAGGGGGGAAAGGCAGGUGAAGAGCAGAUUCAGCUCGUCGCCGAAGAUCCGUCUACCGUCAUCUCGUUCGAAGUCCCCGAUGGCCCACCGCCGGAGCACCUCACACUCGAGGGCGAGGGGGUAGAAUCGAUGGAUGUUGAACAAGUUCGCGUCUUCCUGCAGCGUCGUUGGGACAUCUACCAAGGCUUUUCCGACGACUUCCGGCAGGCCCUGGAGACGAGGCAGCUCGAUCGGGUGAAUGAAGUGCUGGGGAAGAUGAACGUCGAAGAAGCCGAAAAAGUCGUGGGCUUGCUCGACGAGGCAGGAAUUCUGAGCUUCAGCUCCAAAGAGGUCAGAGAUGAGACUGGUAAAUAGCUUCUCUCAGAAGGACGCUUUCGUGGUCCUGUAUUGGAGA
Acaromyces ingoldii is the source of this 1594-nucleotide messenger RNA. RefSeq lists its product as hypothetical. Gene Ontology annotation, cellular component: cytoplasm. The coding region runs from base 40 to 1554 and encodes 504 amino acids. Gene Ontology annotation, molecular function: protein-folding chaperone binding; protein kinase binding; heat shock protein binding. The record is from RefSeq and is a predicted model, not a curated record. Lineage: Eukaryota; Fungi; Basidiomycota; Exobasidiomycetes; Exobasidiales; Cryptobasidiaceae. The transcript has 2 exons. Gene Ontology annotation, biological process: protein stabilization; protein folding.